AUGGGCCCAAAAUCAGAAGAAAUAUUCUCAUCCUUCAAAAUGACCAACGAAGAAACAAAGUAUAAAACAGUCAUGGACAAAUUUGAUGGGCACUUCAAUCCAAAGAAGAAUAUUAUUUAUGAAAGAGCCAAAUUUCUACGUAGAAAACAAGGACUAACAGAAACUGCAGAAGAUUUUGUGACAGAUUUAUAUUCUCUUGCUCGUACCUGUGAAUGGGGAACGCUUGAAGAUGAAAUGUUAUUAAUGGUCAUUAUUAUUGGUAUGCGUGAUCAAGAUUUGAGUGAUAAACUACAAUUAGAAAAUAAAGUUACAUUGGAAUCUGCAAUAACUUCACUUCGCAAAUCAGAAGAAUUGAAACGACAAAAAGAAGAAUUGACCCUCCCAUCAAUCGAAGCUGUAAAUAAAAAUCAACGUGCUAGAUAUGAUAAUGCAAUACAUUCAUCCAAAAGAGAAAAUAGGGAUCAAGGGAGAUUAACGUAUUCAAGCUCAAAUGUCAAGAGCUAUCCCAACUCUUGUAUUUGGUGUGGUUCAACCCCUUCUCAUCGAAGAGGUCUGUGUCCAGCAAAAGAUCGCAAAUGUUCUAGGUGCAAGCGAAAUGGCCACUUUUCACACUGUUGUCUUCAAAACAAUGUUCGAGAAAUAGACUUGGAUCGUUCAGAUGACUUUACCCAAAUCGCUAAUGAACCAGACCCAUCGAAAAAAUUCAUUGGGUGUGUGUAUUCUAGUAAAACAAAAAAUGAUCCCUGGACAAUAAAUGUAAGACUUAAUGAAGACACUGUCAAGUUCAAAAUCGACACAGGAGCUGACGUGACAGUAAUACCAUCCAACAUAAAGCUAAGCAAAAAAAUUGCAGUCCAGCCUACCCAGAGAACUUUAAGUGCGGCUGGAGGAUCGCCUCUUUCUGUUCUUGGCACAAUCACUGCAAAACUCUCUUACAAAGGACAAUCGUGUAUGGAAAAAAUGUAUGUGGCUGACAAAUGCACAACACCACUACUUGGCAAACCAGCAAUAGAAAAACUAAAAAUAAUACCGGUUAUUCGUGAGGUAUCGAAAACUAAUUUCAACAAAUCUGCUAAUGAUUGGAUCAAAAACUUUCCUGACCUUUUCAGUGGUCUAGGAAAAAUGAAGGGGAGCUACGAAAUUGAACUUAAAAAUGAUGCAAAACCUUAUGCGAUAUCAGUUCCUCGACGGAUUCCAGUACCUCUUUGGGAAAAAACAAAGAAGGAGAUUGAAAAUAUGGUGAAUAUGGACGUUAUAACACCCGUUGAUCACGCUACUUCUUGGUGCGCACCUAUGGUCGUGGUGCCUAAGAAAGAUAGAACUCAGGUUCGAAUAUGUGUGGACCUUACUAUGCUUAAUAAGAAUGUGUUUCGACAAACUCAUCCUAUUUGGGGCAUUGAUUAUACGAUGGCUCGAAUAAAAGAUGCCAAAGUCUUUUCCAAACUGGAUGCCAACCAUGGGUUUUGGCAAAUAGCUCUUGCAGAAGAAUCUCAAGAUCUCACCACGUUUUUAACUCCUUGGGGCCGAUACAAAUUCAAAGUUCUUCCAUUUGGUAUCACAAGUGCUCCCGAGUAUUUCCAGAAACGAAUUCAAGAAACCUUAGGAUCUCAACGAAACUGUUUAGCUCACAUCGAUGACAUACUUGUAUGGGGUUCCAGUCAAGAGGAACAUGACUUGAUCUUAAAUGAAGUUUUAAAGAAACUCAGAAAUGCUGGAAUUACAUUGAAUAAAGACAAAUGUGUAUUUUCUCAGCCAGAAGUACAAUUCUUAGGACAUCACCUUUCAUCCCGAGGGGUUCAAAUCAGCCAUGAAAGAGUCAAAGCCAUUCUUGAGAUGAAACCUCCAUCUGAUCUAAAAGAAGUACAACGCUUCUUAGGAAUGAUUAAUUUUUGUGGUAAAUACAUACCAAAUCGAUCAGAAAUACUAAAACCAAUCCAUGAUCUACUUAAAGAGAAAAAUGAAUGGUUUUGGGGAGAACAACAACAGCAUGCGUUUGAAAGUAUAAAAAAACUUCUGACCUCAGCACCCCAACUAGCAUUUUACGACCCUCGCUUACCAACUCUUGUGUCAGCAGACGCUUCUUCUUAUGGUCUCGGCGGAUUGCUUCUUCAGAAACAUCAUGAUGGUAAAUUCAGACCUGUUUCUUACAUUUCAAGGUCACUUACAGAAGCUGAAAAAUCAUAUUCAAAUAUUGAACGUGAAGCCCUGGCAAUCACAUGGGCUUGUGACAAGCUCAGAGACUAUAUAAUUGGUCGAGAGAUUGUAAUUGAAACGGAUCACAAGCCACUUGUAAAAAUCUUAUCAUCUAAGAAUUUGGAUGACAUUACACCUCGCUUACAGCGAAUGAGGCUUCGCAUGAUGAGAUACUCAUAUUCAGUGACAUAUACGCCUGGAAAACACCUUGCACCAGCAGACUGUCUUUCAAGAUGCCCCAUUCCAAGCAAGGAAACAUAUGACAUGGAAGAAGAAAUUGAAGCUUUUGUUCAAAAUGUGGUUGAAAACAUACCUACGACUGAUGAAAACAUAAACAGGUUACGGGAAGCUCAGCAAGCAGAUCCCAUCUUCAGAAAGAUUGCAGUAUACUGUCAUACUGGAUGGCCAGAAAAAUCACAACUUCCAUCUCAACUAGUCCCCUACUUCUCGGUUAAAGAUGAGAUAUCACUGAUGGACAACUUACUUUUACGCAAUUCUAGAAUAAUAGUACCAUCAAGUCUUUGUCAAGAAAUGCUUCAUAGAAUACACGUCGGUCAUCUAGGAGCCACCAAAUGUCGAGAAAAGGCUAGAUUCAGUUUAUGGUGGCCAGGAAUGGCAUCGGAUAUAAAUAUGAUGGUAGCUUCAUGCCCAACAUGCAUUAAACACAGAGAAAAUCGAAAUGAGCCGCUCAUUCCUUCCGAGUUUCCAAAACGUCCAUGGGAAAAGGCAGCAAUGGAUUUGUUCAAGCUUAAUGGCAAAUGGUUCAUUGUUAUAACAGAUCAGUUCUCGAGAUAUUUUGAGAUUGCAACUCUACAAUCGCUCACUGCAUCUGAAGUUAUUGAGAAAUGCAAGUCAACGUUUUCUCGCCACGGUAUUCCUGAAGUUUUAUACUCAGAUAGUGGAACGCAGUUUGGCAUCACUAGUGCAGAAUUCAGAAAAUUUGCCAAAGAGUACAACUUUUUAUGCAAAACAAGCAGUCCUCAGUUUCAUCAGAGCAAUGGCUCAGCCGAAGCAGCUGUAAAAAUUGCAAAAGCUGUUCUAAAGAAGAACAAAGGAGAUCCAUAUUUAGCUUUGUUGUCUUACAGGAACUCUCCACUGGCCAACGGUUACAGUCCAGCACAGUUAUUAUACGGACGCAGACUACGGGACAAUUUGCCUACCUUACCAUGUCAUCUGGAGAACAAGCCAGACUUCAGUCAUCUCCGAGAGAAGGAGAAUCAUUAUAGACAAAAUUACAAACGAAAUUACGAUCGACGACAUGGUGCUCGACCCUUAUCAGAUAUGAACCCAGGAACCAAAGUUUGGAUAUCUGAUUUGAAACGUGAAGGAAAAGUCGUAGAAAAGUUAAACUCACCACGAUCUUAUAAAGUACUGACGGACAAAGGAACCAUAGUUCGAAGAAACCGGUUUCACUUACAACCAAUGCCAAACAUUCAAAAGGAAAGUUACCACAACCAUCAAGCAUCAACAAAUAGUCAGAAGGAUCAUUGCCACAACCAUCAACCAUCAACAAGUAGUCAGAAGGAUCAUCGAUCUGAGGAAGACAACGGUAUGUGCUUAACAAACUUUUCAACAGAUAACCGUAACAGUCAACCAUUAACAAGAGGUCCGAUGGAUCAUCAUGAAGACAUGCCAAACUUUUCAACGGUUCCUCCAAACACCUCUGGAAUGUCUUCUGCUAACAUAACAACCCGAUCAAGACGACUUAUAAAACCUCCCCAGAAACUCAACCUUUAA
Messenger RNA from Macrosteles quadrilineatus (aster leafhopper), 3930 nucleotides. RefSeq lists its product as uncharacterized. Gene Ontology annotation, biological process: DNA integration; proteolysis. Bases 1 to 3930 code for a protein of 1309 amino acids. Lineage: Eukaryota; Metazoa; Arthropoda; Insecta; Hemiptera; Cicadellidae. The transcript has a single exon. Gene Ontology annotation, molecular function: aspartic-type endopeptidase activity; nucleic acid binding. The record is from RefSeq and is a predicted model, not a curated record.